UUCUUCAAAAACUAAUCAUUUCAAUAAGGAAAACAUCCGAAAAAGGUCUGAUAUUAUACGAAACACAACAGUUCCCACCACCAAACCUCAUAAGCCUUAACCUAUCAUCCUUCACCAUUCAAAAAUCACCACAAAAACAAGGAUAAUCGAAACGUCAUGCACCCGGAAAACUCGCCAGGAUUUUCUUCCCUAGAGCAGCUGCUGGCCGGAAAUGGACUAAACUACGGUUUUCCGGCGACAGAGAGCUCGUCGUUUUACCCCGUGGAAACAUUGGAAUUUGGUGACAAAAAUGAAGCUCGAAAUGCUGCUGCUUCUGAAAACCAUAAGGAAGCUGAGAGAAGGCGUAGAGAGAGAAUCAACGGCCAUCUUGAUCGGCUAAGAGCACUUCUUCUCUGCAAUUCCAAAACGGAUAAAGCUUCGCUGCUUGCAAUGGUGGUCGAGCGCGUGCGCGAUCUAAAGCGGCAGACCUCAGAAAUCACGCGGCUCGAUCAAACGUUUCCGUCGGAGGCUGACGAGAUCGCGGUCCUCCAAAACGAUGACUUCCUGGACGGGAAAUCGUUGGUUAAGGCGACUCUCUGCUGCGAGGAUCGAGCCGACCUCGUACCCGAGCUGAUCGAGAUACUAAAGCCGCUGUCUCUGAGCCCUCUGAGGGCGGAGAUGGCGACGAUGGGGGGGAGAAUUCGGAACGUGAUGAUCUUGGCCGGCGACAAGGAUCGGACGGCUGAGGCUGCGUCGUUGUUGAGGGAGGGAUUGAAGUCGUUGAUCUUGCGAUCGAAUUAUGCUGGUAAAGAGAGAUCCAAGAGGCGAAGGAUGUUUGAUCAGAGGAUUAUGGAGGAAUUGAAACCCUAAUUUGUGAUGAUUAUGAGCACUUUUAAUUUAGUUCUUCUUUUGGUGUUUUAGUUGUGAUUGGGAUAUGUAAAUUGUGGCUGUAUGGAUUUUUGUAAUUAGUGUUAUGCUUUGAUCAUCAUCUCACUCUAAUUUGUAUGGACAGCAAUGAACUUAAUAGGAUCAUCAUGAUUUCUUACACAAAAA
This is a messenger RNA of Salvia miltiorrhiza (redroot sage), 1032 nucleotides long. Its product is annotated as transcription factor bHLH106-like. The transcript is spliced from 2 exons. Gene Ontology annotation, biological process: regulation of DNA-templated transcription. The coding region runs from base 157 to 849 and encodes 230 amino acids. Lineage: Eukaryota; Viridiplantae; Streptophyta; Magnoliopsida; Lamiales; Lamiaceae. Gene Ontology annotation, molecular function: protein dimerization activity; DNA-binding transcription factor activity. The record is from RefSeq and is a predicted model, not a curated record.